CAGAGGAUAAUGACCCUUUACAUAAUUGAAGAGAAUAUAAUAAUGUCGCACAUAUAAAUUCAGGAGAGAGAUAGAGAGAGAGACAGCGACAGAGAUUUCAUGGCUACAUCGAAGCUUCAAGCUCUAUGGAAUCAUCCUGCUGGCCCUAAAACAAUUCAUUUUUGGGCACCGACUUUUAAGUGGGGAAUAAGCAUAGCUAAUAUUGCUGAUUUUGCUAAACCACCAGAGAAUAUUUCAUAUCCUCAGCAAAUAGCGGUUACAGCAACAGGAGUUAUCUGGUCGCGCUAUAGUACUGUAAUUACACCGAAAAAUUGGAACCUUUUUAGUGUGAAUGUUGCAAUGUUCGGGACUGGUGUCUAUCAACUAUCUCGAAAAAUACGGCAUGACUACUUUACAAAGGAAGAAGCUGAAGAAGCUGCCGUUGCUAAAGAAUGAUUACAAAAAACUGUCAUUUGUGCUCUACAGUAGUGGAUUCAUUUUGGCUUAUCUAUCAAAACUCCUGGAUUCACUGGCUCUUACACUUGUAAUUGUUUUACCAUUUCAAGCUGGUGAACCUUUUACAUUUGCAAUUUCUUUCAAUUAUCAAAUCGGUUUUACGUGAAGAAGAUAUCACGAAUUCAAUGGACCCAAUAUUCUGGAUAUAAGAAGUUGUGAUAUUCAGCAAAGAAUGAUAUUUAUUUGAUGUA
Messenger RNA from Daucus carota subsp. sativus, 686 nucleotides. RefSeq names its product mitochondrial pyruvate carrier 4. Lineage: Eukaryota; Viridiplantae; Streptophyta; Magnoliopsida; Apiales; Apiaceae. The record is from RefSeq and is a predicted model, not a curated record. The transcript is spliced from 5 exons. Gene Ontology annotation, biological process: pyruvate import into mitochondria. Gene Ontology annotation, cellular component: mitochondrial inner membrane. Bases 100 to 435 code for a protein of 111 amino acids.